Messenger RNA from Melanotaenia boesemani (Boeseman's rainbowfish), 2507 nucleotides. RefSeq names its product EF-hand domain family, member D1 (gene efhd1). Lineage: Eukaryota; Metazoa; Chordata; Actinopteri; Atheriniformes; Melanotaeniidae. Gene Ontology annotation, molecular function: calcium ion binding. Bases 426 to 1127 code for a protein of 233 amino acids. The record is from RefSeq and is a predicted model, not a curated record. The transcript has 4 exons.
AAGCUCUGAGUGAUUCUAAAUCAAGAGUUUGACUUCUCAAAACAAGAGCAGAGUAUCUAUCCUGCUCAUCCAAUCAACACCACCAUUCUGAAUCUUGGAGCUGUACUGCCCUCUUCUGGAUGAGGAUUCAUUCAUUCAUUCAUUCAUUCAUUCAUUCAUUCAUUCAUUCAUUCAUUCAUUCAUUCAUUCAUUCAUUUACUUAAAAGAAUUAAACACACGAAGAAGACAAACAAAGCUUAACAUGUCUGUUAAAAUCAGUCCAGAGAAUAAAAUCUGGGUCAGAGCCUCUUAGUCUGAAGUGCGACCGGAAGUGGUGUGGUGUGAUUUGUCAGCGGCUCGCAGCAGAUGACACUAGAGGCACUUCUAACUGUCACGCACGCACCAUUCCUAUUGACAGCUUCACAGAGAAGCGUUGUAUCCUCGGCAUGGCAUCCGAUGAGCUAGCUAGGAAGCUGCAGUCGCGGUUCGUUGCUACGCAGGAGGCUGAACCGAGGCCUGAGCCCGAAAGGAGCCCGGUGCGAAGUAAACUGCAGGAGCCCGACAGUGCCAGCGGCGAUUCUCCGUCCGAGCUGUCCGCCGUGCUGAACCGCAGGUUGGACAUCAAUGAUGGGACCGCAGCUCCUCGAGCGACCAGGGUCUUCAAUCCCUACACGGAGUUCAAGGAAUUCUCCCGCAAGCAAAUUAAGGACAUGGAGGCGAUGUUCAAGCGGUAUGACACAGGGAAAGACGGCUUCAUUGACCUGAUGGAACUCAAACUGAUGAUGGAGAAACUGGGAGCUCCACAGACCCACCUUGGCCUCAAGAACAUGAUUAAAGAGGUGGACGAAGACUUUGAUGGCAAACUGAGUUUCAGAGAGUUCCUGCUGAUCUUCCGUAGAGCAGCAGCCGGAGAGUUGCAGGAGGAGAGUGGCCUGAUGGCUCUCGCCAGACUGUCUGAGAUCAACGUCUCCACUGAGGGAGUGAUGGGGGCCAAAGACUUCUUCGAAGCCAAGGUACAGGCUUUGUCUCAGGGCAGCAAGUUUGAGGCCGAGAUCCGAGAGGAAAAAGAGGAGCGCAAGAGACAGGAAGUGGAGAAAAAACAGCGACAAGCCGCCUUCAAGCAGCUGCAGUCCACUUUCUGCUCAUGAUCCCUCUCAGAAAACAAUCCUGAAACAGAUUUUAAAAUUAGCUUCUCACGCCACUCAUACCAUAAUAAACAUCACUCUGAAUAAGAUUUAACAAAAUAGUAAGAUGCAAAAGAGUAGAAACUCACUGAAAUACUUGAAAGAAAAAACUCCUAACAUACCUGCUCACAUGUUCAGUCAUUCCAGAUGUUCUGCAGCAAUGCUAUAAAACACUACUUUAGAUGUGUAAGGAUAUAGUGGUAUCUCCAAGGUUUAUUUACCAUUCCUGUGGACUUGUUUGUUCUUCUCGUCCUUCCAGGUGCCAGAAGGGAAAUUUUAACUGUUUUGUUCAGUGAUUUUUGUCUUCAUUGUGCUCUGUUGUCUGUGAAGCAUUUUUCAUAAUGCACUUUCAUAAUGGUCAUGUUUCUUCAUGGGAUGUUGUUUUAUCCCGUGGGUUUCUUUCAAAGAUCAUCUAUGGUACAACCAAUGAGCUAAGGGACAUGGUAUCUAAAAAAAAAAAAGAUAAUAGGAGCAAUACUAUAAUAGUUAACAUUUAGAUUGGCUCUGACUUUUACUUUUAGCGCAUCAAAUAAUCAAACAUUUACUGGCUUCUAACAGCUAUUUGACUUCUCAAGAUGCACAUGAACAAAAUCCCCUUCCACCAAAUAUCAGAUUCACAUUAAAAAGGGUUUUCUUUAAAGAAAUAACAGUUUUGGUGAGAUAGAAAUGAGCCAGUUUGUUUGGAUCUCAUGCAUCAUCUACAAGGAUUUAGUGAAAAUGUGGAGCUUUUUACAACCACUUGGAGCUCAGUUGCCUCCAAAGAAGGUUAGGAGUUCUAGUCAGUAGCAGCACCAUGCUGCUCUAGUCUGCUUUAUAAGAGGCACUUUCAUUAUAGCCCCGAAUAUCCAGUCUCUAUGCUAAGCUGUGCUAACCAUAUCCUGAGUUUAUUGUGGUUGAUAUGCGUAUACUUCGACUCCCAGAAAGAAGGAAACAUAUUUAUUAAUAACAUAUCCUUAAAAAGCUUUUUUGUUCUUUGUAUUUGUUGUGUAAACUGGUGUCAGCAGCAGAUUUCUGCAUUAUUAAAACACACCACACACUCACACUCUCCUGUUACAGUUUACACUCAGGCAGCUUGUCUGUUCACAUGAAGAAGAAAUAAACAGAAAUCUUGUGGUUUUAUAUUCUUCAGCUUAACCAAAAUAAAAAAUGUGAUUUUGAUUUUGAGCCCAGAACAAAAAUGGAUAAAGAGAUGUUUGAGUUUUUACCAACACGACCCAGAAGUGGUCCUUACAUGUAGAGGAUGGUAGGAAACCGCCAAGAAUACUGAAAUAAACACUAACAUCUGUCAACAUAUCAAGAUUAAAGGAGUGAUCUGGACUUGGUUUACUCACAAAUGGAAGAUUU